UUUUUUUUUUGCAUUCUCUUUUAUAUUAGUAUGAGCUCAACAAAUGGAACAACAAAUCCAUUUGCCACAGACACAACGGGAGCCCAAGCUGGCCUUUACAAAGGCAUCGGCGUGUCUUUAGCUAUUGCAAGUGGUCUUUUUAUUGGAAGUAGUUUUGUAUUUAAGAAAAAAGGUCUAUUACAGUCUAUUGAAAAAUCUGGCGGUGUUGCUGGAGAAGGGUACACAUACCUAAAGAAUGCCAUGUGGUGGACUGGGAUGAUUAUGAUGAUUGUUGGAGAACUCUGUAAUUUUAUUGCCUAUGCCUUUACCCAAGCCAUUUUGGUUACACCAUUAGGUGCUCUCAGUGUCGUUAUUAGUGCAGUGCUCUCAUCCAUAUUUCUAAAAGAACGUCUAAGUUUCCAAGGAAAAAUAGGCUGUUUUCAAUGCAUUUUAGGCGCAAUAGUAAUUGUGCUGCAUGCACCUGAACAAAGUUCAGCAGAUACAUCUAUUGAGGCAUUCAAGCAUCUCGUACUUUCCAUUGGCUUCUUAAUUUAUGCUGGCAUUGCAGUUGCCAUUUCACUCGUCCUUGUCUUUUACUGUGGACCUAAAUGGGGCAAGAAGAACAUGUUAAUUUACAUCACUGUGUGUUCAUUGAUCGGCUCAAUCUCUGUCGUCUUUACUCAAGGUCUUGGUGCUGCUAUUGUUCAUUCAAUAUCUCAAGAUAACCAAUUUACCAAUUGGUUUAUAUAUAUUGUAUUAGGCAUUGUCGUUGUCACUCUGAUCGUUGAAAUUGUUUAUCUCAACAAAGCACUCAACUUGUUCAACACCGCACUUGUUACACCAACCUAUUACGUGAUAUUUACCACUAUGACCAUUGUCAGCUCUAUCGUGCUCUAUCAAGGUUUUGAUGCUUCUGCUGUCGAUAUUGUGACAUGCGUCAUUGGAUUCUUUAGCAUUUGUUCUGGUGUGGCACUCUUACAUAACUCAAAGAGUCAGCCCGAACCUGAGAAGGUCGAUACAAAAGAAGUGAAGGUUGAUGAUGAAAAGAUUCUUGUGGAUGAGGAGCAACAGACACCCACAAAACGCAGACAUAGCUUAUUCAAGAUGUUUGAAAAUACAGAUGCUACAGAAGAACAACAUGGUGCACACGAUCCCGGUGCUGCAGAUUUGUUUCCUGCACCAUUUACAGGUAUUGGUCGAUAUGCUAGUACUACAAAGAAAAGUCAAUCUAUCAUUGUAAGACAUCGAGAACGAUCAACUCCAAUCACUACCAUCCCAAAGACAAAAUCUCGCCCACAUUCGAACACUAUAUCCAUAGGCAAUACAGCUGUUGGAGAAGAAGGAUAUAACCGUGAGCUAAAAUGGAGAAAUCAACCUACACACGAUAUCACCGUCAAUGUGCCAAACACUGCAGUUGUAGAUGAACUUCAUUCAUCGCCCACGACUAUUUCAGAAGAGUUAGUCACUCCAGUGCCAUCUUCAACAGGCCAUCGCGUACAAGAUCAAUUGGAUCCUAUCACAAGCUAUCGAAUGCAAGUUAAUGAUGGCGAUACAGAAGACAGAGAACGAUUGAUUUAGUAACAGUAAUAAAAAGA
Gilbertella persicaria is the source of this 1574-nucleotide messenger RNA. RefSeq names its product magnesium transporter NIPA-domain-containing protein. The transcript is spliced from 6 exons. The coding region runs from base 31 to 1557 and encodes 508 amino acids. Gene Ontology annotation, biological process: magnesium ion transport. The record is from RefSeq and is a predicted model, not a curated record. NCBI's taxonomy places the organism in Eukaryota, Fungi, Mucoromycota, Mucoromycetes, Mucorales, Choanephoraceae. Gene Ontology annotation, molecular function: magnesium ion transmembrane transporter activity. Gene Ontology annotation, cellular component: membrane.